AUGGCUGGUACUGGUGUCGAACAAAGGUUAGCUAACUCCCUCACGCCUGAGGAACGUCGUCUCGGUGGAAUCUUCGCACUUGCAGUCACGGGCGUUGACGAAUUCUACAGCGAGAGCAAGAGGAAGGGCAAACACAAUAAAGGUUUGAGUCUGGGGUGUAUAAGCAGAAUUCUUUAUACCGCCUGUGGUUCCAGGGUGUUUGGACGAUGGCAUCACGGAACGAAAUAUCAUGUGGGGUGUAUCAUUCCCACUCGUUUGUCUUUCGAAUCCAACCCCGGUUGCGGCUCCCCUUCACUCCCAGUUCGCCUUCUCUCUGACUUUACAUUCUCCGACUCCAACUCUAAUCCCUCCAACUUCAGUACAUCCUAUGCCUACGCCUACACCUACGCCACCGUCCCUGCCUUCAAAGCCGAAUUCGAAUCGAUGUGGGGUAUGGGUAUAGGUGGAGGAGAACCUUCGGCAUUGUCGUCGUUGUCGUCGUUGUCAGCACAACCCAGUGGGUUAACACGCCAACCGUUACACAGCCUCGCUCUUCCAUCGUCGUUGUCAAGCAAAAGACCAGCAUCCAAACAACAUCACGAUGACCACCACCACAAUGACACAACUCCUACCACCACAACUCCUGCCACCACAACUCUUACCACUUUUCUGCAGCCUCCAACGAAGAAACAGCGCAUUAGCGUCUCCCCUAUCCGUCACCUCAUGCUUUUCUCCCCUUUUAGACUUCGUGCCAUUCCUCCUCGUUUAUCUUUAACUGUUCCUCGUCCCUCCGUCGUUGGCGCUAGCGAUUUUGCUGAUGUAAUAUCCUUGUUCUCCUUUCUCCCUCCAUUCAUUAUCCAUCCCUCCGUUCUCCUCCGUUCUCCUCCGUUCCCUGUCUCCCGUCCUAUUCUCUAUCUAACACCACCUCUUUUCCUCCCCCCGAGUCGUGCAAGAAGGUCCAGUCUCAACAGGCUAUCAAGCUUACGGAUUAAUUCUCAGCAGAUCACUACAUAG
Lentinula edodes (shiitake mushroom) is the source of this 993-nucleotide messenger RNA. RefSeq lists its product as uncharacterized. Bases 1 to 993 code for a protein of 330 amino acids. The transcript is spliced from 3 exons. Lineage: Eukaryota; Fungi; Basidiomycota; Agaricomycetes; Agaricales; Omphalotaceae. The record is from RefSeq and is a predicted model, not a curated record.